AAGAAGAGUGACUGUCUCAGUGCCGAGUGCCUCAGCAGCUUCUCCACAUGCUCUUCAGUCCCCAAAGUUGGAGAAUCCCAUCAAGGAGAGUAGCCCUGUAAGGAAUUCGAAUUUCCAGCAUUUUUCACCUCUGACAGAGCCCAGACACCAUGAACGCAAGUGAAUUCCGAAGGAGAGGGAAGGAGAUGGUGGAUUACAUGGCCAACUACAUGGAAGGCAUUGAGGGACGCCAGGUCUACCCUGACGUGGAGCCCGGGUACCUGCGGCCGCUGAUCCCUGCCGCUGCCCCUCAGGAGCCAGACACGUUUGAGGACAUCAUCAACGACGUUGAGAAGAUAAUCAUGCCUGGGGUGACGCACUGGCACAGCCCCUACUUCUUCGCCUACUUCCCCACUGCCAGCUCGUACCCGGCCAUGCUUGCGGACAUGCUGUGCGGGGCCAUUGGCUGCAUCGGCUUCUCCUGGGGCUGCUGCCUGGGGAGAGGCUCCAACCAGCCUAUCAGAUGUGUCCAGAGCCUUGGAGCAGGGGGGUCUCUGGAAAAGGGCCUAGCUCCUGCCUGCAAACCACCAGUCCCACCCUAUCUGGAGGCGGCAAGCCCAGCAUGCACAGAGCUGGAGACUGUGAUGAUGGACUGGCUCGGGAAGAUGCUGGAACUACCAAAGGCAUUUUUGAAUGAGAAAGCUGGAGAAGGGGGAGGAGUGAUCCAGGGAAGUGCCAGUGAAGCCACCCUGGUGGCCCUGCUGGCCGCUCGGACCAAAGUGAUCCAUCGGCUGCAGGCAGCGUCCCCAGAGCUCACACAGGCCGCUAUCAUGGAGAAGCUGGUGGCUUACUCAUCCGAUCAGGCACACUCCUCAGUGGAAAGAGCUGGGUUAAUUGGUGGAGUGAAAUUAAAAGCCAUCCCCUCAGAUGGCAACUUCGCCAUGCGUGCGUCUGCCCUGCAGGAAGCCCUGGAGAGAGACAAAGCGGCUGGCCUGAUUCCUUUCUUUAUGGUUGCCACCCUGGGGACCACAACAUGCUGCUCCUUUGACAAUCUCUUAGAAGUCGGUCCUAUCUGCAACAAGGAAGACAUAUGGCUGCACGUUGAUGCAGCCUACGCAGGCAGUGCAUUCAUCUGCCCUGAGUUCCGGCACCUUCUGAAUGGAGUGGAGUUUGCAGAUUCAUUCAACUUUAAUCCCCACAAAUGGCUAUUGGUGAAUUUUGACUGUUCUGCCAUGUGGGUGAAAAAGAGAACAGACUUAACGGGAGCCUUUAGACUGGACCCCACUUACCUGAAGCACAGCCAUCAGGAUUCAGGGCUUAUCACUGACUACCGGCAUUGGCAGAUACCACUGGGCAGAAGAUUUCGCUCUUUGAAAAUGUGGUUUGUAUUUAGGAUGUAUGGAGUCAAAGGACUGCAGGCUUAUAUCCGCAAGCAUGUCCAGCUGUCCCAUGAGUUUGAGUCACUGGUGCGCCAGGAUCCCCGCUUUGAAAUCUGUGUGGAAGUCAUUCUGGGGCUUGUCUGCUUUCGGCUAAAGGGUUCCAACAAAGUGAAUGAAGCUCUUCUGCAAAGAAUAAACAGUGCCAAAAAAAUCCACUUGGUUCCAUGUCACCUCAGGGACAAGUUUGUCCUGCGCUUUGCCAUCUGUUCUCGCACGGUGGAAUCUGCCCAUGUGCAGCGGGCCUGGGAACACAUCAAAGAGCUGGCGGCCGACGUGCUGCGAGCAGAGAGGGAGUAGGAGUGAAGCCAGCUGCAGGAAUCAAAAAUUGAAGAGAGAUAUAUCUGAAAACUGGAAUAAGAAGCAAAUAAAUAUCAUCCUGCCUUCAUGGAACUCAGCUGUCUGUGGCUUCCCAUGUCUUUCUCCAAAGUUAUCCAGAGGGUUGUGAUUUUGUCUGCUUAGUAUCUCAUCAACAAAGAAAUAUUAUUUGCUAAUUAAAAAGUUAAUCUUCAUGGCCAUAGCUUUUAUUCAUUAGCUGUGAUUUUUGUUGAUUAAAACAUUAUAGAUUUUCAUGUUCUUGCAGUCAUCAGAAGUGGUAGGAAAGCCUCACUGAUAUAUUUUCCAGGGCAAUCAAUGUUCACGCAACUUGAAAUUAUAUCUGUGGUCUUCAAAUUGUCUUUUGUCAUGUGGCUAAAUGCCUAAUAAACAAUUCAAGUGAAA
Molecule: messenger RNA, 2135 nt
Organism: Homo sapiens (human)
Lineage: Eukaryota; Metazoa; Chordata; Mammalia; Primates; Hominidae
Gene: DDC
Product: dopa decarboxylase
Exons: 16
Coding region: 150-1715 (521 amino acids)
Biological process (GO): amino acid metabolic process; biogenic amine biosynthetic process; dopamine biosynthetic process
Cellular component (GO): cytoplasm
Molecular function (GO): aromatic-L-amino-acid decarboxylase activity; L-dopa decarboxylase activity; carboxy-lyase activity
Source: RefSeq, a predicted model, not a curated record